AUGAAAUCACAAGCACCGUCAAUAAUGCGUCGAAUUUUGGUUUCGUUAGAGAAUGAAACGCCGAAAGUAAAGCAGAUAUUUUAUAAAGCAGCCGUAUUGGACGCGUUCAAUAGAGAAAAUACAUCUGAAAAUACCACUUCGGGAACAAUUGAUGAUCAUAUAAAAUUCAUGGCGAAUUUCUUUGAUGAACUGAUCUCUAAUUUGGAUAACGAAGGAGAAGCAGUAUCACAUAUAAGAAAGAUUGGUCAAGACCAUGCCAAGCUCAGUCAGACUUGUUCAUUUAAUGCUGAGAUUUGGGAGCAUCUCGGCGAAAUAGCCAUGCAAACACUGUCAACCAUUGAUGUUGUGCAGUUAAUCGCAUAUUUUCGUGCGACUUAUUGGUUAAUGUAUUACACCACAUCCUCACCUGAUGGACUUCAUUUGAAGAAAAUACGAGAAGGUGGUAAGGCAUGGCGUGCGUUGAUUGCUUGUGUCACAGAUGAGUUACGUUGUGGAUUCGACGGGGAGGCACGGGUAUUCUCGAGAAAAUCAUCAUCGUCCGAACACUUAGCUGAAGAUGAUGAAUUACAACAUCGAUUACGUCAAAUACGCCUUGAUUUCUCAUCAGCCGUGCCACUAUAA
Messenger RNA from Anisakis simplex (herring worm), 621 nucleotides. Lineage: Eukaryota; Metazoa; Nematoda; Chromadorea; Rhabditida; Anisakidae. The record is from the annotation of a GenBank genome assembly.